Messenger RNA from Chrysochloris asiatica (Cape golden mole), 279 nucleotides. RefSeq names its product S100 calcium binding protein A12 (gene S100A12). Gene Ontology annotation, biological process: endothelial cell migration; positive regulation of canonical NF-kappaB signal transduction; antimicrobial humoral immune response mediated by antimicrobial peptide. Bases 1 to 279 code for a protein of 92 amino acids. Gene Ontology annotation, cellular component: cytoplasm; extracellular exosome. The record is from RefSeq and is a predicted model, not a curated record. Gene Ontology annotation, molecular function: RAGE receptor binding; calcium ion binding. Lineage: Eukaryota; Metazoa; Chordata; Mammalia; Afrosoricida; Chrysochloridae. The transcript is spliced from 2 exons.
AUGACGAAGCUGGAAGACUGUUUGGAAGGCAUUAUCAAUGUUUUUCACCAGUACUCAGUGAGGGUGGGCCAUUUUGACACCCUUUCUAAGAAUGAGAUGAAGCAGCUGAUCACAAAAGAACUUCCAAACACCCUCAAGAACACUAAAGACCAAGGUGCCAUUGACAAGAUAUUCCAAGAGCUGGAUUCUGAUAAAGAUGGACAGGUCAACUUUGUAGAGUUCAUUGUCCUGGUGGCCAAAGUGCUGGAGACUGCCCACGAAAAUAUCCACAAAGAGUAA